This is a messenger RNA of Pipistrellus kuhlii (Kuhl's pipistrelle), 3061 nucleotides long. It is a transcript of the gene SPIN1, whose product is annotated as spindlin 1. The transcript is spliced from 7 exons. The coding region runs from base 335 to 1132 and encodes 265 amino acids. Gene Ontology annotation, biological process: gamete generation; regulation of DNA-templated transcription. The record is from RefSeq and is a predicted model, not a curated record. Gene Ontology annotation, cellular component: cytosol; nucleoplasm. Lineage: Eukaryota; Metazoa; Chordata; Mammalia; Chiroptera; Vespertilionidae.
GGGCGGGCGGCGGCGGCGGCGGCGGAGCGGGGGCGGGGCGGCGCCGUCUGGCUCGGUCGGGCUGGGGCGGGAGCACGGCGCGGGACGGCGGGGCCCGCGGGCUGAGGACAGCGGCCUCCGUGGCCCGCAGAGUGCUUAUGAUUUCACGUAUUUUUGCUGAAUUUGUAAAAGAGGCACGUCGAUGAUGGAUUAACACGAACAUUGAAAUUCUGUGCCCAGUUUCGAAUUGGAGCAUAUUGAAUUUUCACCCUAGUUCAGCAGCUCUGCUGCUCACUUAAAUGCAGUUGAAUGAAGACCCCAUUCGGGAAGACACCUGGCCAGCGGUCCAGAGCUGAUGCAGCCUCUCUCUUCAGGCAACUCCAGUCCCCACUGCUCUCUCUCCACUGAAGCCUCAGGCCAUGCUGGUGUAUCUGCAAGCAUGAUGAAGAAAAGGACGUCUCACAAAAAACACCGGAGCAGCGUGGGGCCGAGCAAGCCCGUGGCCCAGCCUCGGCGGAACAUCGUAGGCUGCAGGAUUCAGCAUGGGUGGAAGGAGGGCAGUGGCCCUGUCACCCAGUGGAAAGGAACCGUUCUGGACCAGGUGCCUGUAAACCCUUCCUUGUAUCUUAUAAAGUACGAUGGAUUUGACUGUGUUUAUGGACUAGAACUUAAUAAAGAUGAAAGAGUUUCUGCACUUGAAGUCCUCCCUGAUAGAGUUGCAACAUCUCGAAUCAGCGAUGCACACUUAGCCGACACAAUGAUUGGCAAAGCUGUGGAGCACAUGUUUGAGACCGAGGAUGGCUCUAAAGACGAAUGGAGGGGAAUGGUCUUGGCACGUGCCCCUAUAAUGAACACAUGGUUUUACAUCACCUAUGAGAAAGACCCGGUCCUGUACAUGUACCAGCUUUUAGAUGAUUAUAAAGAAGGUGACCUUCGCAUUAUGCCUGAUUCUAAUGAUUCACCUCCAGCGGAAAGGGAACCAGGAGAAGUUGUGGACAGCCUAGUAGGCAAACAAGUGGAAUAUGCCAAAGAAGAUGGCUCUAAAAGGACUGGCAUGGUCAUUCAUCAAGUAGAAGCCAAACCGUCUGUCUAUUUCAUCAAGUUUGAUGAUGAUUUCCAUAUUUAUGUCUACGAUUUGGUGAAAACAUCCUAGAUGUCGUCAUGAACUUUGCCAAAUUUGUGGAACUAUUAAAUGUAUAAUUUGUAGACAUAAAGACUUUCUGCUUUCCAGUUUAAUGAAAGCUUAAAUGUCCCUGCGAACCCACAAUCUCUGCCAGCAGAACGGGUUUUGUUCUGAAUAGUACAGAUUUAUGUGAACACAAAGUCUUUUGUGUAAGCAACUCCUUCCUCUUAAAAAGAAGUCUGUCUGUCUGGAGGGGAGUUACAGGUAAAAGUUAAGCUAGUAUCAUUGUCAAGUAAAACUGUAAUCGAUUUUAUCCAUUUCCCCUUCACUCUUAACAUUCUCUUAUUCUGCUGCCACAAUGCAAGCAUAGUUUGGUAUUUUUGUUACUGCCUCUUUUUUGAGAUAUAUAUGUAUCAAUAUCUACCUAUGUCUGUGUGUAUACAUAUAUAAUAUAUAUAUAAAUGCACACACAGAUCUUUGCACGUGUGUACGUGAGCGUACACACACACUUUAUUGGCAGUCCUUUCUUUGUGGAUUGGGAUGAGGUUAAAUAAUUUCUCCAGUUUAAUAGGAGUGCUUGAUCCAAGUCAGUCAUAAUUAACAUAUUAAUACUGUUUACUUAAAAUUAAAUUUGGGCACAGGAAGCACAUAGGGAUGUUCAGCUUGUUUCAAAGUUGAAAGUUCAGAGCACCUUUUUCAAUUUGGAGGCUUCAAACCAUAAGUCCAAAUAUAAAUCACUUCUUAACAGCUAAUGACCCACAUUAGAAUUUUAUAAAAUAGUUAGAAAUCUGGGUAAAAGGCUGCCUUUAAAUCUAAGCUUUGUAAAUUCUUUUGUUUACAUAUUUUAUCAAUUUUUUUUUUUUUUUUUUUUUUUUUUUUUUUUUUAAGCAAAGUCCAGGUGCUUGAUCCACACAGUGUAAUGCCAGUGUAUUUUGGACACACAUUGGGUCCAUUAUUUGUACAAAUCGGUAACCUGGAUUUUGGUACAGAUUGAAAAGCAGCAGUGCACCAGUUGCCUGUGUGUAUGUGGCGAGGUCCUGGAAGAACACAAUACUUGAUGUUAAUAAUGUAAGUUGAAGAAUGACAAUGUUGCCCUCGAACAAGUUCUCUGGGACACUUGCAUUUUUAUUGCUACUAUUACUGAUAUAUGAUUAUGGUCCAAAGGCUUUUCCCCCUGGCUUUCCCCCACAAAGAAUGUCUAGGCAAAUCCCAGCUCAAACCUCCUGACAUCUUUUGGGGUACUGUAUGUUCUUGCUUAUGAUGUGCUGCUUCCAUGGACACGGUUACCCCAGGGUCAGUGGCCCACGCUCCUUUGUUGGUGUGACUGAUACCACCCUUAGCCACAAUCCUUCCCUGGCUUAGUUCUUCACGGCAGUUUUAACUGAAAAAGUGGUUGGUUUAGCAGCAAUACACCCAUGUGUCGCUUUGUUUUAGAUAAGCCACAGCCGUUUGAAAGGUAGGAUAAGGCCUUACGUGAAACCAGUCUCUUGGGGAGAUUGGAAAUCUUACCUAAGAUUUGGGUAGAAGGCUGAACACUCUUGUUGUCAAUCGACCUCCAUCAUGGCUGUCCUUGCUGUCAGAGAUUUUGUAGUUUGAAGGUCUCACGUGUGAUUUGCAUGAUGCCCACUUCGCUCCAGGAAGGCUGCACCUAGUGCUGUGGAUGGUAGCCCUGCACGCCAUAAACGUACACACCACGUUUCCGACAGCGCAUCCAGCGCCGCCUCGCAGCAGCCAAGGGCCAGCUUCUCCAGCAGAGUUACCUAGGUCUUAGGUACUCUGCCUGUGAACAGACCAGUGUCAUCGGCACACCUGUCCGCUGUUCUCCUGGUGGCUCUUGGAAGAUGCCUGCAUGUGAAUCUAAGGCCAAGCCUGGCUCCCCAAACCCAGUGGACACGUGGCCCAGAGAGGGAGUGUGUCUAGAGCGUGCACUACACAAACAGCACAGUGACUUGGGGCUGA